AUGGCUGUGAGCAAGAAAUACGCCGGUCUGCCUGACCUGGACGCUGCCCCCGAAGUCUACGAAACCCCCGACCUCGCAGACGAUGUCUCGACAGUACCCACAGGAACAGUCCGGACCGGCUCCCCAUACCCGUCGUCUGGAGAUGAGGCGCGCCCCGGCCUGGACCGCCAACCACUAGACCGCGAUGGCGCAAGACGACGCUUCGAACCAUCUCUCGUCGACGCCAAAGACGUGGACUUUUCAGAUUCCAUUGGUGGCACAAGACGCGCGUAUCGGACGCGUAGUGCGAGACGACGAAGAAGGAGGGGCCUGGAGAAUGGAGGAGAAGGGGUCUUGGACCUGAGUGACAGUGACGAGGAGACGCUUCCCAUCAAGUUGGCGCGGUUGAAGAGGGAGGCCGAGGAAGUGAGGUUGGAGUUGGAGAGAAGAGAGAUGGAGAAGGAGAAGGAGAAGGAGAAGGACGAAGACGCGGAAUUCCAGGACAGUGUCGAAGAGCAGCAGGCGUCACGAAAGCAGGGCAGCGAAGAAGAUGUGGACGUCGACGGCGUGCACGAACUCAGUCGCGUUCUGGAUGGCCUGAGCACGAAAGCGAGGCUGAAGGCGCCCGGCACGGUUGAGGACCAGUUCCUGUCAACGAUGGCCUCGACGGCACGACAACGUGAGUCUCAAGCAAUCAGCGCACCACCGCACUCCGACCCAGCUACAGCUACAGCAGCGCCAUCAGCGCCCGCCACGCUGUCCGCCGUGGCCGACUUCUCAGACCGCCUCACGGCCCUCGAGUCCGCCCUGGGCAUCUCCUCCAUGAGCGCAGACUCCCAAACCUCUGCCAUUCUCCCUACCUUGGCAAGCCUCACCGCACAAAUCACGGCCGUGGCUGCAACGCUUGCACCCCAGUCCACCAUGUCAGCUGGCUCGGAGUCAUCCCAAUCCCGACCCAACGUAGCCUACCUCGACACCAUCUCUGGCAAACUGAAGACCCUCAUCGCCGAAUCCGACCGCCUCGCGCAAUCCCGCAAGGCCGCUCUCGCCUCGCUCGCCGACUUGCAUGAAAAGCGGAUGCAACAACUCGUGUCAGGCGCGAGCGUGCAUGCAAACUCCCGCUCGGCGCGCAUGCGAGGUUUAUCCGCCGCGAGCAGCACCGCCAUCACUCAGGGCAACAAUGAGGGUAACAAGCUGGACGGCACGACCAGUGGCCCGGGCGGGGAAUCCCUCCAGAUUCAAUCCCAGCUGUUUCUGGACGAGCAGGCCAGCAAGAUCACGGCCCUGUAUCAUUUACUGCCGAGCAUUCAGGAACUACAGCCUCUAUUGCCGGUCGUGCUGGAGAGACUAAGGACGUUGAACGUGCUGCAUAAUGGAGCGGCGCAGGCGAAAGGGUUGGUUGACGACCUCGAGAGUCGGCAGAGGGAGAUGAAGGACGAGGUGGCCAAGUGGAGAGAGGCGGUCGAGCAUGUAGAGCAAGGGAUCAGGGAGGCCGAGGACGCCAUGAAGAGUAACGUUGAUGUGCUCGGCGGUCGGGUACGGGACGUAGAGGAGAGCGUGGGACGGCUACGGCAGGGGAGGUAG
Cladophialophora yegresii CBS 114405 is the source of this 1563-nucleotide messenger RNA. RefSeq lists its product as uncharacterized. The transcript is spliced from 2 exons. NCBI's taxonomy places the organism in Eukaryota, Fungi, Ascomycota, Eurotiomycetes, Chaetothyriales, Herpotrichiellaceae. Gene Ontology annotation, cellular component: cytoplasm; dynactin complex. The record is from RefSeq and is a predicted model, not a curated record. Bases 1 to 1563 code for a protein of 520 amino acids. Gene Ontology annotation, biological process: mitotic spindle organization.